This is a messenger RNA of Magnusiomyces paraingens, 1098 nucleotides long. RefSeq lists its product as uncharacterized. The transcript has a single exon. The record is from RefSeq and is a predicted model, not a curated record. Bases 1 to 1098 code for a protein of 365 amino acids. Lineage: Eukaryota; Fungi; Ascomycota; Dipodascomycetes; Dipodascales; Dipodascaceae.
AUGAAAAACUACCGGUUUGCCUCUAUAGAUAACCCAAACUUGUAUCGUUUUAGUGGUGAUUUAACAAACCAAUUUAAACCAGGACCUGGUCAUGAAUUUGGGAAAACCCAUCUUGAGUUUCUUAUAGACCUGUACAACUUUGUCUUUAAAUUUAACGAAAGUGGUGGAAUUUCUGUCAGACAGUAUCUUCAGAUUUUAGAAUCAUAUGUUCCUUCAAAUAUAUGGUUUCAUCCCUAUGUUCAAAAAGCACCAGUUCACCUCAAAAUUCCGAUCUUAUUCUCAUUGUCAUAUACUAUGGAUAUGCGCGCAAAAGAUUUCCAGGCCUACAAUUUUGACAUAAAUUUACAAGAUCGGUAUGCAGAUGAGUAUCAUCACCUUUAUAAUCAUAUGUGGGAAUCAUCUCUUGUCAAUAGAGUGGAACUUGAUCUUAUGAAAAUUACAACAAGCUUUAUGGGUGAAUUAAAUAUAAGACUACCUAGUUUUUUUGAUUCAAAAACUGGACUUGUUUCUGAAGAAAUUAGAAUUUUAAAUCAAAAGGCCGUGCAACUAGAAGACACGAACGCAAAAACGCUUGUUUAUUCGUUUUAUUCUACUUUCAGACAAACUUUUAGAUAUCUUUCUUACAAACACAACAUUUCCGGUGCAGCCCUUUUCGCUCAAACACUGCCGGAGCCACAAACACCAAAUUCACCUUAUUCCUUACCUAUUUCUCUUGCAGAAAGUUCAGUAUUAAUCUCUUCCUCUUUCAACAGUAUUUCCUUGAUGAAUCGGCAUACACCUCCAUUAUCUGAAAAUUCGCCAGCGGGAUCUAAAAAAACUAAAAGAAAAAUUAAAAAACCAUCUACACCAUCUCCAAUCAAUUCUUCCUUAUCGUUGCCCAAGGAAGUAAAAGAACAUGUUUCUAGUUCGUCUGGUGCGAAUAAUAGCAUCUUAGAAGAAAAGAGUUGUGACUGUAAUAAAAAUACUUCAGACGCUAGCAUCAAUAAAUUAGAUUCAGAUGAUUUUCCAAAUUAUAUUGCGACAAGCUCAAAGUCUAUGUCAAUAAACGCAAAAGAUGCCAUUCCUCGAAAGUUUGAUGACGUCUCAGAAUCGAGAUAA